Messenger RNA from Adineta ricciae, 570 nucleotides. The record is from the annotation of a GenBank genome assembly. NCBI's taxonomy places the organism in Eukaryota, Metazoa, Rotifera, Eurotatoria, Adinetida, Adinetidae.
AUGCAUGCAACAUUGCCAAUUCGUACUUCAGAACAUGACUAUGAAAAUCUCGGUGUCGAUCAGCAAAAGGAACUGUUAAAUCAGGCAUUCGCAGACGCACGUUUCGAAGCACCGCGACUAUUACAGGAUCUAAUGGAUAAAAAUGAAUACUAUUUUGGAGCUAUCGAACAAGUUAAGAUGCGUGGUUGGUCGCAAGGACAAGCUGCUGUAGUAGGUGAUGCAGGUUAUUGUUUUACUCUUGUCACCGGUAUCGGGACGAUUAUAGCUCUUGUUGGUUCUUAUAUUUUGACUGGUGAAAUCGGACGAUGUCAGGAUUAUUUAGAAGCAUCUAAACGAUAUGAAAUGUUGAUGCGUCCAAUCGUUACUAAAGCUCAGCAAAUAUUAUCAAUAGAUUUACGUAUUGCUGGACCAGAUAUAAUUGUUGCUAUCACUCUCAGAAACGUUAUAUUGGAUUUAGUGAUCAAACUUGUCGUUACUCGAUCAGUCAGCAAACUCUUGGAACGAAAAGCUGCCGCCGAUACAACGAUCCUACCAGGUUACGAUUUUUUAUUGUCUCAAAAAGAUCAGUGA